Molecule: messenger RNA, 5196 nt
Organism: Leptonychotes weddellii (Weddell seal)
Lineage: Eukaryota; Metazoa; Chordata; Mammalia; Carnivora; Phocidae
Source: RefSeq, a predicted model, not a curated record
AUGAUGCAUCGCUUGGAGGAGGGUCAGGCCACCAGCUGGUCGCGCCGGCUCAAGGUGUUCCUGUGCUGCACUCGGACGAAGGACUCCCAGUCAGACGCCUACUCAGAAAUCGCCUACCUCUUUGCCGAGUUUUUCCGAGACCUCGACAUCGUGCCGUCCGACAUCAUUGCUGGCCUGGUGCUGCUCCGGCAGCGACAACGGGCCAAGCGCAGCGCCGUGCUGGACGAGGCGAACAAUGACAUUUUGACCUUCCUGUCUGGGAUGCCAGUGACCAGAAACACCAAGUAUCUCGACCUCAAGAACUCGCAAGAGAUGCUCCGCUACAAAGAGGUCUGUUACUACAUGCUCUUCGCCCUGGCCGCCUAUGGGUGGCCCAUGUACCUGAUGCGGAAGCCAGCCUGUGGCCUCUGCCGCCUGGCGCGGUCCUGCUCGUGUUGCCUGUGCCCCGCGCGGCCCCGCUUUGCCCCAGGAGUCACCAUCGAGGAGGACAACUGCUGUGGCUGCAAUGCCAUUGCCAUCCGGCGCCACUUCCUGGACGAGAACAUGACCGCGGUGGACAUCGUGUACACCUCCUGCCAUGACGCGGUCUACGAGACCCCCUUCUAUGUGGCAGUGGACCACGACAAGAAGAAGGUGGUGAUCAGUAUCCGGGGAACCCUUUCCCCCAAGGAUGCCCUGACAGACCUGACCGGUGACGCCGAGCGCCUCCCCGUGGAGGGGCACCAUGGCACCUGGCUAGGGCACAAGGGAAUGGUCCUCUCGGCUGAGUACAUCAAGAAGAAGCUGGAGCAGGAGAUGGUCCUGUCCCAGGCCUUUGGGCGAGACCUGGGCCGAGGAACGAAACACUAUGGCCUGAUUGUGGUGGGCCACUCCCUGGGUGCAGGCACCGCGGCCAUCCUCUCCUUCCUGCUGCGCCCCCAGUACCCUACCCUCAAGUGCUUUGCCUACUCCCCACCAGGAGGCCUGCUGAGCGAGGACGCCAUGGAGUACUCCAAGGAAUUUGUGACGGCCGUGGUUCUGGGCAAAGAUCUUGUCCCCAGGAUCGGCCUCUCCCAGCUGGAAGGCUUCCGCAGACAGCUCCUAGACGUCCUACAGCGAAGCACCAAGCCCAAAUGGCGAAUUAUCGUGGGGGCCACCAAAUGUAUCCCCAAGUCGGAGCUGCCUGAGGAGGUCGAGGUGGCCACCCUCGCCAGCACACGGCUCUGGACCCACCCCAGCGACCUGACCAUCGCCCUCUCUGCCAGCACCCCUCUCUACCCACCCGGCCGCAUCAUCCACGUGGUCCACAACCACCCAGCAGAGCAGUGCUGCUGCUGUGAGCAGGAGGAGCCCACGUACUUUGCCAUCUGGGGCGACAACAAGGCCUUCAACGAAGUGAUCAUCUCGCCGGCCAUGCUGCAUGAGCACCUCCCCUAUGUGGUCAUGGAGGGGCUCAACAAGGUGCUGGAGAACUACAACAAGGGGAAGACGGCCCUGCUCUCCGCUGCUAAGGUCAUGGUGAGCCCCACUGAGGUGGACCUGACUCCCGAGCUCAUCUUCCAACAGCAGCCGCUGCCAACGGGGCCACCCGUGCCCGCCGGCCUUGCCCUGGAGCUGCCCGCCGCGGACCACCGAAAUAGCGUCAGGAGCAAGUGCCAGUCUGAGAUGAGCCUGGAGGGCUUUUCGGAGGGGCGGCUGCUGACGCCGGCGGCUGCGGCCCGCCAGGACCCCGUGGAGCUGCUGCUGCUGUCCACCCAGGAGCGGUUGGCGGCCGAGCUGCAGGCCCGGCGGGCGCCCCUGGCCACCAUGGAGAGCCUGUCCGACACCGAGUCCCUGUACAGCUUCGACUCCCGCCGCUCGUCGGGCUUCCGCAGCAUCCGCGGCUCGCCCAGCCUCCACGCCGUGCUGGAGCGGGACGAGGGCCACCUCUUCUACAUCGACCCCGCCAUCCCCGAGGAGAACCCGUCCCUGAGCUCGCGCACCGAGCUGCUGGGGGCCGACAGCCUGUCCAAGCACUCCCAGGACACGCAGCCCCUGGAGGCGGCCUUGGGCAGUGGGGGUGUCACCCCCGAGCGGCCCCCCAGUGCGGCGGCCACCGAGGACGAGGAGGAGGGUGGCGGCGGAGGCGGGGCGGCCCCCGGGGGGGAGCUGGCCCUGCACAACGGGCGCCUGGGGGACUCGCCCAGCCCUCAGGUGCUGGAGUUCGCGGAGUUCAUCGACAGCCUCUUCAACCUCGACAGUAAGAGCAGCUCCUUCCAGGACCUCUACUGCAUGGUGGUGCCCGAGAGCCCCACCAGCGACUAUGCCGAGGGCCCCAAGUCCCCCAGCCAGCAAGAGAUCCUGCUCCGCGCCCAGUUUGAGCCCAACCUGGUGCCCAAGCCCCCGAGGCUCUUCGCCGGCUCAGCGGACCCCUCCUCGGGCAUCUCGCUCUCGCCCUCCUUCCCGCUCAGCUCCUCGGGCGAGCUCAUGGACCUGACACCCACGGGUCUCAGCAGCCAGGAGUGCCUGGCAGUGGACAAGAUCCGGACUUCUACCCCCACCGGCCACGGGGCCAGCCCCACCAAGCAGGACGACCUGGUCAUCUCGGCGCGCUAGCACCCCAGGAGUGACUGCUGGCUGAGGCCCGGGCGGGGGGGGGGAGGGGGGAGCAGGUGGCCCCUCGGGCUCCUGGUGGCUGCCCCCAGGGCCAGGCCGCUUUGAGGAGAGCCCCCCCAGGGGCCAGUUUAGCCUCAGGCAUGGGGCACUGCUGCUGAGCUGGGGGUCCGCAGCCCUACCUCAGCUCAGGGCCACCGGGCGGGCCGGGAUCCAGGUCCUCUAGAUGGGGGAGGAGUGUGGAGCAGGGAGGAGCCUGGGGCAGCCUGUCCGGUGGGCAGGGCAGCACUCCGCCUUCUCAGCCUCACUGUGCCCCACAGGACGGGCUGUGGGCCUGGCGACUCCCCAUCGCUGCCCUCCGGCUGCUCUCCUGGGGCCGAGAUGGAGAGCAGCUCUCUCCCCACAUACUCACAUCUGUGGUCCAGGCUGGCAUCUGCCCUGGCCACCCCCCAGAUCUGGUGCCUGCUGGCCAGCCCCCUGGGGUGACCCCACACCAAGAUGGCCCGCAGUGCUGUGUAUGUUUACAGAUGCUGCUGGGCUGGGCUCAGGAUGUUUCCUGGGCUUGCAAGCACCCCCCCACACACCCUGCCCUAUCAUGGGUUCCGAGCAGGGAGGGGAGGGGGCCCGUCUCCACAGAGCCCAAGGCAGCCACGGGGCCUGGAGGGGGCCUGGAGGGGGCCUGGAGGGGCCUGGAGGGGCCUGGAGGGGCCUGGAGGAGAGUGGGGUUGAGACUGCCCCUUCUCUGCUUGGUGCCCCUCAUGAUGAUCCCUCUGGCAACUGGUCCGAGGCACCUUGGCCUGCCCCAUCUGCCCAUUACUUCCCGGCUUGCCUUCUACCCCCAGGGAUCCUGGCCACUCAAAGGGCAGAAGUCACAGGUGUGACCACCCCUGGCUGCAGGGUCAGUGCCCUGGGAAGAAGGAGGACACCCAAAUCCCCCUUCCUUUGAGGGCCCCAUGUAACCCCUUUAUAUCACCUCGCCCCCACGCCUAGGCAGCCUCAGGCCCUGGGAUCUGAAACCAAACACGCCUCUGCUCCUCUCAGCUCCCCCUCCUCACUGGCCUGAGCUCUGUCCUAGCAGCAGGGCUUUCUUCCUCCCACCCCCCAUCCUCAAUGUCCUGUUGGCAGGAAGUGGAGCCAAGAGUGGUGUAUUGUGGGACCUGGCUAAAAGGGGAGCAGGAGGGCCAGGGGCUCUGGGGCCUUCCCCGUUGAGCUGGAGGCCUCCAGAGCCCACGCUUGAGGGGUUCCUUCCCUGCUGGGUUGGGGAAGCAAGGGGGAGUCGGAGAACGCCCCCCCCCGCCCCCGCCCCGGGGAAGCUGGCUGGGGAAGGUUGUGCAUGCUGGCGUGGGGCGAGUCUGUGCAUGUGCAUGAGUGUGUGCCGCUCCUGAGGAAGGGGCUGCUGGGGCUCGCACCCCACCCGACCUGCCCUGCCUGCUUGCUGCCCCUCCCAGCCCGCCGAGAAACUAGACUAGGAUGGGGGCCUGUGCAGCGGGGGUGCAUAGGACGAGCUCAAUUUCAGAUGUCGCCAUCCCCCGUGUCCUUCCUGUUGCUCUGACCCCGGGUCUGGAAAACUGGUGUGUGCCCAGGCGCUGAUCGCCCGCUUGUGCCUUCGUCUUGGAGGCAGAUCCCCCCAUGCUGGCCCUUCCACGGCCUCUCCGGGGCUGCUAGACUCCCCUGACCAAGAAAUCCCCCCCCAAUCUCAUGAUCACUGGUACCUGGGGCCUGUGUCCUGACCUCCGGCCCACACAGGGACUGGCCCGGAUGCUGCUCUGGGACCCCUGCCCACCCUGACAGAUGGAGACAGAGAGCGGGGAGCUGGGCCUCCCUCCCUCUCUGACACCCACCCCCCCAACAAGACUCCAGGAUGCCCCUGCUGAGGGGCCCGCUGCUGGCAGAGCCUGGGCCCAGCAGAAGCAAGAUGGAAUCAGCGGCUCUUAGAGUUUAAAAAAAACAAAUCGUAAAUCAGAGUAAAGUUCCAACAAGCACCUCAGCCAAUUGCUGGGCGAGACUUGGUGUCUGGCCUUUUAAUUCUUCCUCUGCCAGGGUGGGCCCUGGGACCUCUAAGGGGGCGUGGUACCCACCCAUGCCCAGGACUGAGCCAUCAGGGACAGACUCCCCACCCCCAAGGCUGCAGCCGCGCAGGGUUACAGACUUGGGGCUGGGGCAGGCUCGGACUCAGCCCUGGAUGCCCCAGGGUCAGCCCGCCCCGAACCCGCCCCUGCCCCCCAUAUCCCUGAAGGAAUGGGCCUGCUGCGCAUCUCUCCCUUCCUCCCCACACCACACUUUGGGGGGUCUGAGCCACCCCCCUCAGCCCAGCUAGGCUCAGACCCACCCCCACUCGCUCCCCCAGACCGCAGCACAAACUCUCCCAGCCGUGAGCUGGCCUGUUCCCCCAGGGGCCCGGGUGACCCCCAUAUGCAAACGGUAGCGAGCAGCUGGGCCCCAGAGACACUCAUGCACUGUCCGUGCCAUUCGCCCACGACUUUUUGUACUUACUGUAUGAAAGAUCCAAACUAAUAUUGCUGUAAAAAGGAGAGACAAAUUAAUAUAGCUUAUUCUAUAAAUAUAUCUGUAUAUAAAGGUUUCUGUAUAUUGUAUAGAGCUGUGUAUAAACUGGAUGUAGAAGCA